ACAACACAAACUCCACGCCACACACUGGCACAAACAGUCAAGCCACUAAUCAGUCAGGGAGCCGCGGGCAGAGAGGCUGGGCGUGAGCUUUGCCGAGCCAGCCUGAGCGCGGAGGCCAGGCACAGAGGGUGAGCUCCGGCUGCUGAGAAGCCAGCGCUGGGGAAGCAGCAGAGGGCGAGGAGACCCAUCUCGGACAUCACCGCACCCCAGGCUCAGCCCAAGCAUCAGCCUCACAGGGGCUCCAGUAAGUGCUGCUUCUCCUCUCGGGGAUUUUUCCUCCAGCCUAUCAAGUAACCAGGGCACUCCUGUCCCUCUGGGAAACUUUCAGCUCUGCUCUCUGGAUCAAAAUCACUUAAUCCUGGGAUCUCAUCUCACCAUACACAAUGCUGGCUUAAGGUCUGUGCUGAGCAGAAAGCUGGAGGCGGGUGCUUCUAGCCCACUGGGAUGUCUCCCUGAUUCCUGCCACUCACUGUCCAGGAGGGACCAAUGGUCACCAUCUGCUCCUGAACCGGAUUCUGAGGCACCAGGUUGGUCUGUGGGCUCCCCUGGGUCCCAUGGAGACCUGGCGGAAAGGUUCCUUCCGAAAUGCCUCCUUUUUCAAGCGACUGAGCCUGGGGCGGCCUCGGAGACUCCGGCGACAGGGCAGUGUGCUCAGUCAGGCCAGCACAGCUGGUGGCGACCACGAGGAGUACAGCAACCGAGAGGUCAUCAGGGAGCUUCGAGGGAGGCCUGAUGGCCGGCGCCUGCCACUGUGGGGGGAUGAGCAGCCCCGGGCCACCCUGUUGGCCCCCCCCAAGCCUCCACGCCUCUACCGGGAAAGCUCCAGUUGCCCCAAUAUCCUAGAGCCAUCAUCCACCUACACCGCUGCCUACACGGUUACCCUGCCCUCUGCCUUCUCCCUGGCUGGUGCCCUCAACCAGUACUCUGAGGAGGACCUUUCGGACACUCCCUGCUUCCAGAAGACACCUGCUCCAGACCUCAGUGAUCCCUUCUUCUCCUUCAAAGUGGACCUGGGAAUUUCACUUCUUGAGGAGGUUCUACAGAUACUGAGGGAGCAAUUUCCCAGUGAGCCCAGCUUCUGAAUGGGGUGAGGAUGGGCAGAGGUGGGGAGACUGGAAGAGUCAGAAGCCCAGGUACCUAGGGAAGCAGGAUACAGUCAUGGACUAAGAAAAAGAUAGGGACAGAAACCCAGCGUCCUGAACUGUU
Molecule: messenger RNA, 1206 nt
Organism: Condylura cristata (star-nosed mole)
Lineage: Eukaryota; Metazoa; Chordata; Mammalia; Eulipotyphla; Talpidae
Gene: CUNH15orf62
Product: chromosome unknown open reading frame, human C15orf62
Exons: 1
Coding region: 555-1082 (175 amino acids)
Source: RefSeq, a predicted model, not a curated record